Neogale vison (American mink) is the source of this 378-nucleotide messenger RNA. RefSeq names its product histone H2B-like. Gene Ontology annotation, biological process: nucleosome assembly. Gene Ontology annotation, molecular function: DNA binding; protein heterodimerization activity; structural constituent of chromatin. Bases 1 to 378 code for a protein of 125 amino acids. Gene Ontology annotation, cellular component: nucleosome. The transcript is spliced from 2 exons. The record is from RefSeq and is a predicted model, not a curated record. NCBI's taxonomy places the organism in Eukaryota, Metazoa, Chordata, Mammalia, Carnivora, Mustelidae.
AUGGGCUUUGAUGAUGACAUAGAAAGAAGAUGGGCUUUCCAUCAUCAGCUUGUCACCUUCUCUGACAGUCUGAUACCAGGCCGCCGUGGUGGCCGCUGCCCCGACAGCUUUGCCACCUACUUCCCCAGGGUUCUGAAGCAAGUUCACGAGGGCCUAAGCCUCUCGCAGCAGGCCGUGAGCAUCAUGGAUUCGUUCGUCAAGGACAUGUUCGAGCGCAUCGCCGACGAGGCGUCUCGCCUGGCCCGCUCCACCAAGCGCUCCACCAUCACCUCCGGGGAGAUCCAGACAGCCGUGCGCCUGCUGCUGCCCGGGGAGAUGGGCAAGCACACCGUGUCCGAGGCCACCAAGGCUGUCAUCAGGUUCAACAGACGCGAAUGA